CAAUUGCAUUUAGAUACGCAUAGUCCUUUUGCCAUGGAAGCUGAAGAAACGAUGGAAUGUAUCCAGGAAUUCCCUGAACACUAUAAAGUUAUUUUGGAUAGACUGAAUGAACAACGUGAGCAGGACCAGUUUACGGAUAUCACUCUGAUUGUCGAUGGUCACCAUUUCAAAGCUCAUAAGGCUGUUCUUGCUGCCUGUAGCCAGUUCUUCUACAAAUUCUUCCAAGAUUUCACUCAGGAGCCCUUGGUGGAGAUUGAAGGUGUAAGUAACAUGGCAUUUCGUCACCUAAUUGAAUUCACCUAUACAGCAAAACUAAUGGUCCAAGGUGAGGAAGAAGCAAAUGAUGUUUGGAAAGCAGCUGAGUAUCUACAGAUGUUAGAAGCGAUCAAAGCACUUGAAAUCAGGAACAAAGAAAAUUCAUCACCCUUAGAAUCAAAUCAAGCACAAGGUAAAAAUAAACCAAAAAAGAGGAAGAUAGCUGAAACCUCUAAUGUUAUCACAGAAACACUGCCAUCUGCAGAAUCAGAGCCUGUUGAAAUUGAGGUUGAGAUUGCUGAAGGGACGAUUGAAGUGGAAGAUGACAGCAUCGAAACACUUGAAGAAGUAGCUUCUGCAGAGCAAUCUAUAAAGUACAUACAGACAACGGGUACAUCAGAUGAAUCUGCUUUGGCUCUUUUGGCAGAUAUCACCAGCAAGUAUCGUCAGGGAGAGAGAAAAUGCCAGAUCCAAGAAGAAGGUGAUAGUGCAACUGAUCCCUCGUGCAAACAGGUAGAAGGUAUUGAAAUUGUGGAACUUCAGCUGUCACACGUGAACAAUUUAUUCCACUGUGAGAAAUGUAACCGUUCGUUUAAAUUGUUUUACCAUUUUAAGGAACACAUGAAAACACACUCUACUGAGAGUUACAAGUGUGACAUAUGCAAUAAAAGGUACCUACGAGAGAGUGCUUUGAAACAGCACCUCACCUGUUACCACCUUGAUGAAGGUGGUGCCAGCAAGAAGCAAAGACCUGGCAAAAAAAUACAUAUAUGCCAGUACUGUGAUAAGCAGUUUGACCACUUUGGACAUUUUAAAGAGCACCUCCGGAAGCACACGGGUGAAAAACCAUUUGAAUGUCCAAACUGCCAUGAACGUUUUGCUAGGAAUAGCACGCUCAAAUGUCACCUGACAGCCUGUCAGUCUGGAGCUGGAGCUAAAAAGGGAAGAAAGAAGCUGUACGAAUGUCAGGUUUGUAACAGCGUAUUUAACAGCUGGGAUCAAUUCAAAGAUCACUUGGUAAUACACACUGGUGACAAGCCCAACCACUGUACCUUAUGUGAUUUGUGGUUUAUGCAAGGCAGUGAGCUGAGAAGGCAUCUCAAAGACAUGCACAAUAUUUCAGAACGAAUAGUGACAGAAGAGGUUCUUCCAGUGGAAGCUGUGGAAGCUGAACCAGUAACAUCAAUGACUAUAAUAGAACAGGUAGAGCAAGUCCAUGUCCUACCGGUAAUUCAGGUACAAGUGGAUCCUGCACAGGUAACUGUGGAACAGAUGCACCAGGAUCUCAUACAGGACAAUCAAGUGAAAGGCACACAGAUAGAUGAACUGCAAGAACAGGUACAAAUUAGUUACUUGGAAGUUGAACACAUUCAGACUGAACAAGGUGCUGAAGUUCAUGUGGAGCAGUUACAUGUUGAGCAUGUAAAUCAAAUACAGAUGGAAGAAGUACAGGCAGAACUUAUAGAUGGAACAGACCUUGAACAAGUUGAAUAUGAAAGUGUUGAUCAAGGAGAAGCAGAAGAAAAGGAACCUAAUCAAGCAGAUGAUGCAGAUAAGGAAGAUCAUGAACAAGCUGAAAACUUAAAAACUCAACAAUUAGUGGACACUCAGAAAGAAAAGGUGGAUGACUAGGACAAAUAACCACACUGUGGAGGUUUAGGAAUGAAAUACCAAAUUAUUUUUGUUAACUUUUACGUUGGUUUUUGAACCGUCAGUGAUCAUCUUUCCAAUAUGCUGUCCUUAGGAAGCUGGACAAGUGGACCAAAAUUAGCUUUCUUCAUGUACAACUAAACUUCUCUCAUAUGUGAAAAAUAACUUUCCCAUUUAUGUAAUACCAUGGAACAGAAACUACCACAGACAUGGACAGCUUUGUGAGGAUUUUAAUAAUGAAUAGCUUGUAUCACUGUUACACCAUCCUUGGGUAUAUGUAGGAGUAACUUCACCUCUUUUCCUCUUGCAAUAGAAGCAAUCUCUUGUUAUAGAUUUGCAGGGUGUCUGCGGCAGAAGAAUCAGUAAAAUCCGGUGUGUUCUAUUGUAAGUGGCAAUUGGGUACCUGUGAAUUUUUGGAUCAGACUGUUUGCUGUAUCCUAACAGUGGUCCCUAACUUUCAGGCUGCGGAAAAAAACAUUGUUGCUGGGGAUCUCUGAGCACAAAAAUCCUGUGCCUUUUCAACACUGACUGGUUAAAUUUCCACAAAGUUCCUAGAGUGUUCAAGAACCUAGUUCAGUAAAAGGCGAUGUAGGUAACGUUAUAGUGCUUCAUAUUUUUGCUUAAAAUUGUCAGCUACUGAUUUUUUUUUUUUGCAUUAAAUUUAGAGGCAGGGGGCUGAGGGAGGAAACAGAUUCCACGUGGAGACAGCAGGACAUUCUAAAAGGGACACUUUAAAGUAGAAGCACGGUAAAAUCUGUGGUAAACAUGAGCUGGAAGAAAGCUACCAGCAGACUCUUCUUUUAUAAAUCGUCAUUUUUGAAAAUGAAUAUGUUUAAACAUAAAUAUAGAGGAGACUUGUCUAUAUGGUAUCAGGUUCCUGUUUUUUUUGAAACGAAAUUCUGACACUUGACACAAAGAUGUGCUAAACAUAAAAGUAAAAGCCAUAGGUAUGAGUGCUAAACUGUGGAUUGAAAAGUAGGAGUGUAAAUAAUUUAAUCAAUAUUAGACAAUAAAACAAUACCAACCACGAAAUGUUGCAUUAUUUCUUUCAUCCAAUAAAUU
Molecule: messenger RNA, 2967 nt
Organism: Gymnogyps californianus (California condor)
Lineage: Eukaryota; Metazoa; Chordata; Aves; Accipitriformes; Cathartidae
Gene: ZBTB35
Product: zinc finger protein 131
Exons: 7
Coding region: 34-1887 (617 amino acids)
Biological process (GO): regulation of transcription by RNA polymerase II
Cellular component (GO): nucleus
Molecular function (GO): RNA polymerase II cis-regulatory region sequence-specific DNA binding; DNA-binding transcription factor activity, RNA polymerase II-specific; protein binding
Source: RefSeq, a predicted model, not a curated record